AUGACUCAAGUUCCAGAUCGCAAACAUUCAUCCAUCAAGCUUGCGGAGUACCUCUUCACUCGCUUACACCAACUCGGCAUAGGCGCCAUCCACGGUGUCCCAGGAGACUUCAAUCUCGCACUGCUCGACUACGUCAAACCCGCUGGGCUGCAAUGGGUCGGCAACACCAACGAGCUGAACGCGGGCUACGCCGCGGACGGUUAUGCGCGAAUCAAGGGCAUAGGCGCCCUCAUCACGACGAGCGGUGUUGGAGAGCUCUCGGCCAUCAACGCCGUCGCCGGGGCGUAUGCUGAACGCGCAGCUGUAGUUCAUAUCGUCGGCACGCCUUCGAGGAUCCUGCAGGAGAGCCGGACCCUGAUGCACCACGGCUUCAACGAUGGAAACUAUAGGCGAUUCGCGGAGAUGCAUUCCCACGUCACGAUAGCGCAGGCGGAUCUGAGACACGCGGAGUCGGCGCCGGGUCAGAUUGACGAGGUGUUGAGGCAGUGCCUGGCCCAAAGCCGUCCAGUCUACAUUCAAGUUCCUCAGGACCUUGUUGCUGUCCUGGUUCCGGCCAAUGGGCUCGAGACGCCCAUCCAACUCCCCUACGCCUCACCGACACCGGCUGACGAAGCUGCUUUGACGGCAAUUUCUGACAAGAUUUACGCUGCGAAACAGCCAAUUAUCCUCGUAGAUGGAGAAACUAGGCCACUGGGUAUCAUCGACCAGACUGAGAACUUUGUGAAAGCCACGGGUUGGCCCACUUGGACUACGGCUUUCAGCAAGUCGCUGGUCGACGAGACUUUGCAAAACUAUCACGGUAUCUACUCAGGGAGAUUUGCCGAUCCAGCCGUCAAGACUUUCGUCAACAAGGCAGAUUUGAUUUUGUGCUUCGGCCCUCACUUCAGCUCGACAAAUAGCUAUGCUUUCUCAAGCAUACCCAAGCCGGAAGUGACGAUCCUCUUCAGCGACAAUGUCAAGGUGGCCGAUCAAACAUUCCGUGACAUCACCGUCAGAGCGGUAGUCGCUGCGCUUCUCGAGAGACUAGACACGUCCAAGAUUCACCGGUAUACUCCUUACCCAGAUCUUCCUCAAGAUCACGGCAUUGAAUUCUCUUCAGUGGCUAGUGAGAAGAAAAUAACCCAUUCCAAGUUCUGGCAUCUCACGUCCAGCUUCGUACGUACAGGUGACAUCGUCCUCGGAGAGACGGGAACGGCCGGUCAUGGAUCUCGGGUAUUUUCCUUGCCGCCCCAUACCAGAAUGUUCCUCCCGACAACCUGGCUGUCUAUCGGAUAUAUGCUCCCCGCAGCGCAGGGCGCUGCCCUGGCGCAACGAGAACUCAUCCAGUCAGCCCAAUAUCACAACAUCAAAGAUGCGCGGACAAUUCUCUUCAUCGGAGAUGGCAGUUUCCAGAUGACCGUCCAGGAGAUUUCUACUAUCAUACGCCACCAACUCAACGUGGUCAUCAUACUUCUCAACAACGACGGGUACACCAUUGAGCGAUGUAUACACGGACUGGAUCAGCCAUACAACGACGUUGCCCGGUGGCGCUAUCUGCAGGCGCCCAGUUUCUUUGGAGGCAGCCCAGAGACGUACGCAGCAUCUGCAAAGACAUGGGGCGAGCUCAAGAAAGUAUUGAAUGAUGACGAGCUGAAGGAUGGAAAGGGUCUGCGGAUGGUGGAAGUUUUUAUGGAUAGCGAUGACGCGCCUGCGGGGGCACUUCUUGACUUGCUCGAGAAAGAAAAGAUCAGAAUAUCAGAUGGACACCUGUGA
Molecule: messenger RNA, 1752 nt
Organism: Colletotrichum orchidophilum
Lineage: Eukaryota; Fungi; Ascomycota; Sordariomycetes; Glomerellales; Glomerellaceae
Product: thiamine pyrophosphate enzyme
Exons: 1
Coding region: 1-1752 (583 amino acids)
Molecular function (GO): thiamine pyrophosphate binding; carboxy-lyase activity; magnesium ion binding
Source: RefSeq, a predicted model, not a curated record